UCGCAAAUUACACCGUCUUAGAGGCUCCGCAGAAUUUAUAUCCCCCACCCAAAUCGACGGGCGGCUUCAUUUCUUCCUUCGCAAGUUCGAACCCUAAUUGUCAAAAUCUGAGGUGAAAGGGCCAAAUUCAACCAUGAAAUUGAGGCUGAGAUCCGUGGAGUCCAAGGAGACUCUCAGAAUUGAAGUUCCCGAUCAAUCUACCAUCGAGCACCUGAAACAGACGCUCCUCCAGGCACUGUCUUCUUCCUUUUCCGCUGAUUCUCUUCACCUCUCUCUCAAUCGGAAGGACGAGCUUCAAGGAUCGUCGCCGGAGGAUUCGCUGCACUCCACUGGUAUCACUUCAGGUGACCUUGUUUUCUUCACUUUUAAACCUUCCGGGUUUUCUUCUCGAGGAGGUACGUCGAUUCAAGCUUCUUCACAAGAUUCGUCUUCGUCGCGACCAGGAAAGGAAAUUCAAGGCAUCGAUUGUGAUAUUAAAAAACCUAGGUUGGAGAAUUCGAUGCCUGAAUCCAUAGAAUCCAAGUCCUUGGAUGCAGAAAUGACUACAGGCGGCAUGGUCGAGGACGGGGAGAAAUUUUUGGAGUCGGAUUGUGAAGAAAUGGACGUUGAGGAAGAUCCAAUCGUUGAUGUGGUGAAGAAAUGUUCGAGGCCGAUCUUUUUGAGGAGAGUGCUGAAGGAGGAGCUAGGUUAUGAUCGUAAUGCUCACAAGCUUUUGGUAACUGCCGUUCACGCAGUACUUCUGGAGUCUGGAUUUGUGCUGAUUGAUCCUAAUUUAGGUUCUGAGGAUAAUCCUUUCCGUAUGCCGGAAGAUUGGCCUUCCCCAUCGUUUACGAUGUCGCUUUGGUACACCCUACCUAAACUUUUGGCCAAGGAGGACAAGAGUUCUACCAUGACUGAAGUAGUUUUAUUGAAGUUUCAGAGUUUGGGGCACUUUGUUAAUGUUUAUGGGUCUCUUAACUGCAGUAGAGGAUCUAGUGUUUAUCGUAUAUCUUUGGAUGAGAGAAAAUUUGCACCAAAUCUUGAUCUGAUUUGGGUGGAUUCAGUAUCCAGCUACAUAAUGGAUGAAAAAGAAGGGGACCCAGAUAAACAAGUUUUUGAACUCUGGAAGCUAGUGAAGGAUGCUCUUGCAUUGCCACUCUUGAUUGAUCUCUGUGAAAAAACUGGUUUACCAACUCCUGCAAGCUUUAUGCUACUCCCAGCUGAUCUGAAGAUGAAGAUCUUAGAGGCUCUUCCUGGUGUUGAUAUUGCAAGAGUUGAAUGUGUGUGUACUGAAUUGCUUUACUUGGCCUCCAGCAAUGAGCUGUGGAAGAUGAAGUUCACUGAAGAGUUUGGUUCCGAGGACAGUGUUUCAGGAAAAAGGCUAUGGAAGUCACAAUUUGUUGCACGUUACGAAAACGAAAAGUUGAGAAGCAGGAGAACUAACCAUGUGAGGGAUUUUCUUAGUUUAGGGUGGCCGGUGCGUCGACCCCCUUAUCCGUUCCCAGCUCCUCAUGUUAUUGGGGGAGAUUAUGAUAUUGUGCCUAGUAUCAGGCUCCCUACACAUGGAAUUCCUGGACAAUCGUUACGGUGGACGCCGAGGCGUCGACAAGUUUUCAUUCCACAUUACGAUUUGAUAGGACGAUGAGGACUGAAUCUGAGCUCCAUCUAUAGGCAGUUUUUAUUAUAGUUUUGUGUGCUUCGUUAUGUAAAGGAAUAAGGUGUGGGAAAUCUUGCCAGAAUGGAGAUAUCAGGUUAGGCCAUGGAUCUUUGUAAAUAUUGCUUGCCUCAAAGCUCUUCUUGUUGCUUGAAUAGAGAUAUUUCUUUAUGAAGUUUGCUUCCUCAACUGUAGACUGGAAUAUUAUCAGUUCUUUUGUUUAAGCAGAAAAGUUCUAUAAUUGUUGAUUGUGUUU
Cucurbita moschata (crookneck pumpkin) is the source of this 1889-nucleotide messenger RNA. Its product is annotated as F-box protein SKIP22-like. Gene Ontology annotation, molecular function: protein binding. The record is from RefSeq and is a predicted model, not a curated record. Bases 134 to 1624 code for a protein of 496 amino acids. Lineage: Eukaryota; Viridiplantae; Streptophyta; Magnoliopsida; Cucurbitales; Cucurbitaceae. The transcript has a single exon.